AUGAAGAAAUCUAACCGUAGUUGUUUGAAUGAACCAGACAAUUUUUGUUAUAUUUGUGGGCAAUUUACACCUCGUGAUCAGCGAAAAAAUUUGUCAAACAGAAUAAAGAUUGCCUACUACCAUUACUUUGGAGUAAAGGUGGCGGAUCAAGAAAGAACCUGGGCUCCACAUAUUUGCUGCAGUGUUUGCUACGUAGGUCUCACUCAAUGGUUAAAUGGGAAAAGAAAGCAAAUACCUUUUGCCAUUCGAAUGAUAUGGCGUGAGCCAAGAGAUCACCAUUCAGACUGCUACUUUUGCAUGACAAAUAUACAAGGACAUUCUAAGAAAACCAAAGCAUCAAUUGUGUACCCUAACUGUUCAUCUGCAAUAAAACCAGUUCCCCACAGUGUUGAAUAUCCUGUUCCAACUCCUCCUACAGACACUGUUCUUUAUAGCGAAGAAGAACAAAGUGGUGAUGAAAAGGUUGAUGUUGAAUACAAACCAGAUUACGACGAGGAUCCUCAGAACCUCACAUGA
Helobdella robusta is the source of this 516-nucleotide messenger RNA. RefSeq lists its product as hypothetical. Lineage: Eukaryota; Metazoa; Annelida; Clitellata; Rhynchobdellida; Glossiphoniidae. The record is from RefSeq and is a predicted model, not a curated record. The transcript has a single exon. Bases 1 to 516 code for a protein of 171 amino acids.